This is a messenger RNA of Dictyostelium purpureum, 183 nucleotides long. RefSeq lists its product as uncharacterized. The record is from RefSeq and is a predicted model, not a curated record. Bases 1 to 183 code for a protein of 60 amino acids. The transcript has a single exon. Lineage: Eukaryota; Evosea; Eumycetozoa; Dictyosteliales; Dictyosteliaceae.
AUGGAAGAUUAUGGAUUAUUAAAUAAGGUUAUUUCAAUUUCAUUAGAUAAUGCUUCAAAUGGUAUCGGUGCUGUCAAAAUGCAAUGUAAUAAAAAAAUUAUAGAUUCGUCCUUUAAUAACUCUGCCAGUAGAUGUUUCGCCCACAACCCUAAAUUUAUGUUUUGUUUCUUUUGUAAAAGAUAA